Messenger RNA from Schistocerca americana (American grasshopper), 4832 nucleotides. Its product is annotated as mucin-6-like. NCBI's taxonomy places the organism in Eukaryota, Metazoa, Arthropoda, Insecta, Orthoptera, Acrididae. The record is from RefSeq and is a predicted model, not a curated record. Gene Ontology annotation, molecular function: calcium ion binding. The transcript is spliced from 15 exons. Bases 1 to 3606 code for a protein of 1201 amino acids.
AUGCGACGUCUGACGCUGCCGCUGCCGCUGCCGCUGCUGCUGGCGCUGGCCGCUGCCGGGCUAGGCCAGCUGACAGGGACAGCGAAAGCACCAACGAGGACAGAAGCGUCAGCUAGUGGGCCUGGUGAUAACGUCCAGGUAACCAUUUCACAACAUGCAUUCGGCACACAAACAUCGAUCGGAGGCGCCAUCCAUAAGACGGCGAUGCAGUCUUCCGAGUUUCAAGGUCGACUCUACGAGGAGAUAGCCAACGACGUAGAGAGUGGCCCAGAUGGACACUCGAUGACGACUCGUGCAGUGGGCCAAGUGCCCGGCUCCUCCGGGACAGUCGUCCACACUGUCAAGGAGAUAGAUCUCGAAGGACUCGACGUCCCAUCCAAUGAUGUGGCCGUGAGUGCUGAGAGCAGCGACACGACCAGCCGGAACUACUACCAACACAUCCAGCCGACGCGCACGCAGGAGUCGAGCGGAGAGGCGCACGCGGCGCUGAGCUCGACGGCUGAGCCGCAGCCGGGGGAAGCCCCGGGGGCUCCCAGGGGGAGGUCGCUGCCCCUGCUGGAGCCCCGCCAGGCUUCUGCAGCCGGCCCAGCGACUGCUAGCGGCGACCAGAGGAAGACCAACCCCGACAUCCAGGACAUCAUUACCGGCAUCGUCAAACUGCUCAACGGAAACGUCAAGGUGCAGGUGGGCGGAGCGCCGACGGCGCCUCUGGUGGCGCGCCCGGGCCGGCCUACCAGAAUCAACAACCGCGGGCCGCCGCGCAUCACAGACGUGCCGCUGCCGCCGCCGCCCCCGCCUCCCGCCAUGAUGCCGCCUCCGCCACCGCCCUCGCCACCCACCAGAGGACAACACCCUUACCCUUUCCACCGGCCACACCUCUCCCAUCAAGGGAAUGGCAGUAUGCCAAUGGUGAGUCCCCCCUAUGUGACAGGUGUACCUCUCCCAGAACAAGUUGUUCCUGUGACUAGUGCCAUCACCAGCUGGGGCAUGCGGCCUCCACCUCCAGACCACACUUCUGUUUGGCCGGAUAUGGAACCUCCUAAAGAGCAAAUAUAUUCCACAGAUUUCUCUGAUAGUUAUGGUGACUCAGAACUGUCACAUUCUCCACCAGUCACAGUGAUGACAACAGCAAGUUUCUCUACCUCUGUCAAAGAGAUUACCGACAUUAAAGCACCAAGUAAAAAUGACAGUGUGGAUGCAUCAGGAGCUGAAACAGAUCCUGGAAAUGUAUUACAUGACCAUAAAAGUGGGAGUUCACAGAAGAAUGAGAAGGAAACAGUACAAACAGAAACAGCUUCAUCAGCAAAUAACAACUCACUUGCUCCAUCAAAUACCUCCCUCAAGCAUGAAACUGAUCCCACAUCAGCUAUAGCAGAUGCUGAAAAACCAUCACUGCAUACUACUUCAGCAGUUGAAACAGUAAAUGAGACAACAGCUACAACUGUUUCCACUAAAGCAACAACACCCAAGACUGUUGUUGAUAAAGUAUCUACAUCGAAAGCACCACCAACAAAAUCAACAACCAUGAAACCCACUACACCAAAGCAGAGCACACCAAAGACCACUUUGCCAAAAACAACAUCAACAGAAAAAAUUACUGUUCCAAGACGAACUUCAGUGACACUUCCAGAAACAACAACAGCUAUCUCUCCAACAGAAGCACUUGGCGUUGGAGUAGCAGAGCCAGUUCUAGAAUCAUCAAUGCAUGAAUGGCCAAUACAUCAGAUUCACACAGCAAAACUUCCUGAUUCAGCAACAAAUUUCCAUACUGCAUCACAGUCAACAGGUACAGACCUUACAUAUAACGUUUACAGGCCAAGACCAGGUAUAGUUCUUGAUGACACAGAAUACAAACCCACUAAGCCAACUAUUGCAGCUGGGGAGAUAUUUGAUGUUACAGUUACUGCAAUACAGGGUCCUGGAGGAAGUGUGAACAGUGAUGGAAGACCUCACAGGCAUCCAGAAACUGGUGAUGUCUCAGUUAUAACUAUGCCACAAGAAGGACAACACUUUGUGUCAAUAGAUGGAAAGCGUACAUACAUAAACUUGUUUGGUAGCACUACAGAUUCUCACAGUGUAGCACCUAGCAGAGUCCACCAAUUCCCAGGAUUUGCUGUACCUGAAGAUCAACCAACAACACCUUCACAUCAAGUACCGAGCAGACGUCCAUUUACAAGACGACCUACUCAGACUCCAGUGAGGAUUGACACAUGCAUUGUUGGAGAUGAUUCAACUUGUGAUGCUGCACAGAAUGAGAUAUGUCGAACAGAACAAGGUGUAUCAUCAUGCCACUGUCGACCAGGAUUCAGCCGACGCAAACAUCGUGAACCAUGUAGAAGAAUUGUGUCUAUGGUCUUGUCCCUGCGAGUUGACCGCAUGUAUGAUAAGCGAAUUACAUGGAAUGAUGAUCUGAGAGACAAAAAUUCUGAUGAAUAUCAGCAGUUGCAGUGGGAAGCUAGCCAAGCCAUCAACUCUGCCAUGUCAAUGACACCAUUCUCAGAUGAUGUCAUGGGAGUAAAUGUCAAUGGACUGUACACAGUGGGUGGGUAUGGUCCAGUGUUUGCCAAUGUGACAUUGCAGUUGGAAGAGACUGCAGAAACCCUGAGACCAGCUGUGAGGCAUGAUAUCCGACGCCAUCUGCUGGGAGCAAUUCAGCGGAGGGGUAACAAUGUGGGUGCCAGUGCAUUGUGGGUGGAUAGUCUGCCAGGAGCAGUAACUGAUGUGCUUGAUUUGGAUGAGUGUAGUCAUCCAGCAUUACACGACUGCCAUUCCUUGGCAGCAUGUAGCAAUGUGUUUGGCACAUUUCGUUGUGUGUGUCCUAAUGGGCUGCGAGACCCCUGGGCAGGUGAUAUGCAUCAUAGUGGACGAAAAUGUGAAGCAUGCCCACAGCAACAUUGUAGUGGUCAUGGGGAGUGCCGAUUUGAAGGGAACCAGCAGGUUUGCCACUGUACAGGAAACUUCUAUGGAUCUCAGUGUGAGAUAGAUGGAGAAGUCCUCGGAGUUGCAGUUGGAGCAUCUUUAGCAGCCCUUGUAAUAAUAGUUCUCACCUUAGUAUUCCUUUGUAUGUGGAGUCGUCGCUGGAGCAAGGAGCAGAAGACAGUAACUGGAGUAGGGUCGCCUGUCUUUGAUUAUAUGGGAGCUGCAGGCAGUGCUGUGAAAACUCCAUCUGUUGGUGCUCCACCUUACCAAGUGACUCUUGAAGACAGACUGCGAUGGGCUCAGUUAGCAGGUGCAAUGGCACAAGCCAACCAUUACACUCUUGACACAAUGAAUGCACCUACACGACCAUCAUCUGUUGUGUUUGGUUAUCCAAACCGUGCACCUUCCAUACAGCAGUGUCAAACUUCUGCUGCAUCACGUGCUAUGAGCCUCAAAGGAACACACACUGCAGAUUCUAGCAGCAGUGAAGAAGAAGACCAAGUUGAUUUACUAGGGAGAAACUUCCAUGUGCCAAGACCAAAAAGCAGAUCAUCUAUAGCUAACCAAAGUGGAAUAUAUUAUGACGUUGAAUAUGAACCAGAGGACAUCUACAGCACAAAACAUCCUCCUACUUCUAUUCCUCUCAGCACAUACAGAAUGGGUCAUCUACCUUAUUAUCAGAAAUAGCUGAUGUGAGGGAAAGGAAACAAACCUGAUAUCAACAUGCUGAUUUCCAGCCAUGAUAUGCUGCUAUGUGUAGAGUUUAAUCUGCACUAUAAGCUAUGGAACAUUAUUCAUCAGUCUACAGACUGAUACUGUCCUUCAGUAUUAUUGUACAUUCACUUUUGUAAAAAUAUUUCAUUUCUAUGUGUAAUGAUGUAAUAGAUGUUGAAAACUGUCUAUUAUAAUGUUAUGGUGUUAAUGAGACUGUGUAAGCUGUAUAAUGAAAUUAUAUAUGUAAGUUAAUAAAUCUGUAUUUAACAAUACAAUCACCACGAUCAAGACCUUGGUAACAGUAAAGAAUCAGUGCCUUUCUGUUCCAUCUUCUGAGUAUUGACUAACGAAUGCAUGUUUCCAAUGAAAAGAGCUAUAAAUAUUGGAGUGGGGAGGCUUCUGAUUCUGUCUUGCAAUUAAGUGCAAACAUGUUCAUAGCUGCAAAACACGUCUCAGAAAGGCUGCAGAAAAUAUAUUAUUGGUAAAAUUAAGUUAUCUGCACUGAAAAAUUUGUUUCUGAUGUGUAUUGUUUUAGUUCAAAAAUAAUUUUGCUGUGUUUCAGGCAGCUGUUAGCUGUCAUAAUGUACUUUCCACUGAAGAUAUUUCCUUUGGAUUUUUGAAUGGUCAUGUUGUAUUAUGAUUCAUAUACCAGAUACAAUCUGCACAUUACUUACCACAUCAUUACCCCAAGUUCAAAUUUUUCCAUGUAUAGGCAACAAGAGCCUCAGUCAAUUUUUGUAAUUGGUGUUCAUUUUAUAAUUUUUGUGACAUAUCACCUAUUUAUAGCUAAUGAGCAAUCCAACUGUCAUCAUUCUCACAGUCAUUUCAGCAGAAGUUAAGCCUGAUUUGGCCUGUAGUGAUACAAUGAACAAACCCAUAGGGGUCAAUUCAUUCUGGAGAAUUGUUUAAAGACACUGUCAAAUGCAGCUGAGUGUUGGAGAAGAGUGAUAUAUUUGAUAAUAUUGUAUGCUUGAAGUUACAAAUGUCUGUUGUAUUAUAUAUAUUAUAGCUGAAUGUUCGUGUAUGUGUACAAACAUGUGAGUGAAACUGAGUAAACUUAUUUGUAUUUACAAAAUAAACUGAGUAACAUUAUUUCCUUAGUCAUCAUCCAUAAACUCUGCUUUAAGCUUUCAGUACUAAUUUUUGUGUAUGAUGUUUGUUUCCAUAUCUUUUAUCCAAUAAAAUUGUGUUAAAGGUUA